AUGGAUUAUGGUUUUGAGAGUUGUAGGUCUACUAGUUCCCGGCCCCUUAUAUACCCUUUACACAAGUGACAAGUCUCAACUUGUCUUUGAUAAUAUCUUCUCUGCCAUCACAAAUUCCCUUUUCUUUUCUGGAAGCGAAACCCAACGUCAACAAUGGCGGAAGCGGUCGACACAUCAGCCCCAAUCGCGAAGCCGACCUCCUCCCCAUCCUACCUCCAGAACAUGGACGAGCUGCAGAAGGUGUUCGAGAAAUUCGACUCCAACGGCGACGGCAAGAUCUCCCUCUCCGAGCUCGCAGACGUCCUCAGAUCCAUGGGGACGAACUACUCCCCUCCGGAUCUCCAGCGCGUCAUGGAGGACAUCGACGCCGACAAGGACGGUUUCAUCGACCUGGAGGAGUUCGCGCAGCUCUGCCGCUCGUCCUCGGCCUCCGCCGAGGAGCUCCGCGAGGCCUUCGACCUGUACGACGAGAACAAGGACGGUCGCAUCUCCGGGUCCGAGCUCCACCAGGUGCUCAACCGCCUCGGGAUGAAGUGCUCCAUGGAGGAGUGCUCCAGGAUGAUCAAGGGCGUCGAUUCCGACGGCGACGGAUGCGUCAAUUUCCAGGAGUUCGAGAAGAUGAUGGCCACCGCCAACCACUCCCCCCCUCACCGCUCGAAUUGGAAGCUCGCCGCCGCCGGUAUCUUGUGCUUUUUCUCCGUCUUUCGUGUCUCCUGUUUGUUCUACCGUGUUGUCAAAUUCGAAUCUGAAAUCUGGAAUACUGUUAUAAUUAGGUCACGAUCCCUUUGCUUAUCUCUCUCUCUGACUGAUACAACAAGGAAGGACUACAUAUCUGAGACACUUCCCUUUAGAAUUAGAGAACGCGAAUACUUCGAGUACUGGUAUAUAGAAGGCGACAAGAGGUUGGAGAAGGUUCAACGAGUGUCGGCAAUAGAUUGGGUUUUGUAAGCUUUCUCCGCUGGUGCCGAUUUACCCUGUUUUUUCUUGUGGCUGCUCUAUUUUGGUACACUUGAAAACAUGCAACAUGGGUUAUCAAUAACCUGAGAGAUUGAGGACAUAAAUAGUUAAUGGCAAAGCUGCGGUGAAAUGGAGGCGGCGAGCGGACAAGCGACGGAGGCUGGUAAAAGCGAGCCCGUCCGAGACUGAGGCGGGGCCGUUAGUUGAAUUUUUUUGAAUCAAUUCGAGCUGCGGCGCCCGAGAUUGGAGCAUUGGCGCCAUUCUUUUUGGUUUUUGAAUGUCGAUUUCGUUGACCAGCGAAGGCGCCAGAGACUGAGGCGGGUUCGCUCCCUCACUCACCCACUCCAACAUCAUAUAUCCAACAAUUUUCCUUUCAGUUGCUCACCACCAAAAAAUCGACGAAGUUAGACGAGAGAAGCUCUGGUUGCUGGGAAGAUGACUAAUAGUGAUUUUAGAAGAUUCGAACUAGUCGUUCGGUGGAAAUCGGAGAAAGUAGAAGACAAUUUGGGAGUUCAUUUCGUUGGUGGUAGAAGUUUUCAGUUGAAGGUUCCAUCCAGGGUGACAUAUCACAAACUUUGUGAGAAUCUAAUUCUAAGAAUACGGCGUAAAGACGAAGCAGUACAAGAUAGUGAUGUGAUCAUAUGUUUCACUUACUGUCUUCCAGAAUGACAGAAUGGUGUUUCAGUGGCAGUAUGACUAAUAAUUGUAUGAGGUUGGUUGUGAUAUUUUUCGGAUCAAGGAACUAAAUCAGUAGGAAUGAUCUUGCAAAAUCACGAGU
Messenger RNA from Linum tenue, 1735 nucleotides. The record is from the annotation of a GenBank genome assembly. Lineage: Eukaryota; Viridiplantae; Streptophyta; Magnoliopsida; Malpighiales; Linaceae.